UAUCGAUAUGCAUGUGUGUAUAAACGAAAAAAACGAAGAUGCCCCGCUUCAUGAAUCAUGAACUAGAUUCCUACACAGCUAAACAUAUAUAUUUCAUCAUCUUACAAAACUAAAUAUCUGUUUAGCUGGUUUCUUUUGGCGAUCGGUUAUCAGAAAAUGGCUGAGGCUGUUGUUGCAAUUGUGGCGGAAGGGCUGAAGCCGCUCGGAGACUUCAUCAUACAGCAAGCCAACAUCUUGAGUGGAGUGAGCAGUCAAGUUGAGCUCGCACGAACUGAACUACAAUUCAUGUAUGGCUUCCUGAAAGAUGCAGAUGCAAAGCAAGAAGAUAAUGAAGUGGUACGGAUUUGGGUUGCCAACAUCCGAGAUGCUGCUUAUGAUUUGGAGGAUGUCAUCGAAACUUUUGUCUUGAAAGUGGCUUUGAAGAGGAGAGUUGGGAGUAAAAAGAUUGUGUUGAAGAGGUAUGCUUGCAUCUUCAAAGAAGGGUGUUAUCUCUACAGGAUUGGAUCAGACAUCGAGCAGAUUACGAACAAGAUUUCUAAACUGCGGUUGAGUUUGCAGAGUUAUAACAUAAAGGAAAUAAGGGGCAGUGAAGCAGUUGCUAGUCCUACUUCAUCACAAGACAGGAGGCUAACUUUUCCCCAUGUUAUGGAACGCGAUGUUGUUGGAAUACAAGACAACAUAGAAACAUUGGCUAAGAAUUUGGUAGAAGAUGAGAAAUGCCAUAGGGUGCUUUCCAUUUGGGGUAUGGGCGGUUCGGGGAAGACCACUCUAGCAAAACAUGUUUAUCAUCACAAUGAAGUCAGGCGUCAUUUUGAUUGUUUUGCUUGGGUGUGUAUAUCUCAGAGAUGCCAAGGAAGAGAUGUUUUGGAAGAAAUUUUAGUCAAGUUGAAAUCUGCUACCAAAGUCCAAAGAGAAGAGAUUGAGAAAUUGAAGACGGAUGAAAUAGCAGAGCAACUUUGUACCAUGCAACAAGAAAGCAAGUGCUUGGUCGUGGUUGAUGACAUUUGGACCCUUGAAGCGUGGAAUUCCUUAAAAGCUGGAUUUCCAAUGAAGGAAGAAACACACAGCAGAGUGUUACUCACUACUCGCAACAAAGAAGUAGCUAUGCAUGCAUCUGGAAAUAAUUUCUUAUACCAACCCCAGCCACUAAGCAAAACAGAAAGUUGGGAAUUGUUUGAGAAGAUAACAAUUUCAGGAAGACACAACACAGAUCCUGAAACAUAUGCAAAGAAGGAAGAAUUGGGAAAGAAGAUGCUUCAACACUGCGCAGGUUUGCCAUUAGCCAUCACUGUGCUUGCUGGAGUUCUAGCUAGAAAAGUUACUGUUGAGGAGUGGGACUUGGUGCGUGAGAAUGUUGAUGUAUAUAUAAGGAAGGGGACUGUCCUUGAACGAGGAAACAGAGGCCAAGAAUAUGAGGGUACAGCAUGGGUAUUGGCAUUGAGUUAUGAUAACUUGCCAUAUCGCUUGAAACUAUGUUUUUUAUAUUUAUGCCAGUUUCCUGAAGAUUAUGAGAUUCCGGUGAAAAGGUUGACUCAGUUAUGGAUAGCAGAAGGUCUUAUACCCUUGUCAUCGACAGAAAUGAUGGAAGAUGAAGCGUAUAAUUGCCUAAAUGAGUUGGUGGAAAGGUGUAUGGUUCAAGUCGGAAAACAUGGUUCAACUAAUAAGAUUAAAACUUGUCGCCUCCACGAUCUUAUACGAGACUUGUGUGUUUUGAAAGCUAAAGAGGAGAACUUUCUAUAUGUUAUCCAUUUGUCUCAAGCCAUAGCAUCCAUGGCAGCACCAAUUGGUAAAGUUCGAAGGCUUGCCAUCUAUUUGGACAAAGAAGUAGACCAAUUAGCUCCAACAAGAGAUGGUCAGCUAAGGUCUCUAUUAUACUUUGUUGAUCCAGAAUACUAUUUCCAGAAUAGGAGUGCAAGAUUAUUACACCCCAUAUUGGAGGACUUCAAAUUCUUGAGAGUUUUGAAGUUCGAAGAUAUUGGUGGAGAUGUAGAGUUGCCGAGCACAAUCGGGAAUCUCAUACACUUGAGGUUCUUAAGUCUGAAGAAUAGUAACAUAAAAAGGUUGCCAUCAUCUGUAGCCAAUUUGGUGUUCUUACAGACCCUGGACUUGCGUUGUUUUGACUGGGAUUUCUUAAAAAUGCAAAAUGUGUUUGGGAAGAUGGAGCACUUGAGACAUUUGUAUUUACCUGGCAGACACAGAGUGAGUGAGAGACUGUCAUUGGCUAGUCUUCGCAAUUUGCAGACGCUAGUUAAUAUUUCUAGCGAAGAUUUUGAUUUGAAUGAUCUAGCUGAACUAACCAGUCUUAGAAAACUAAUCAUAAGUGCACCAAGGUCGACACCGUUGAAAUUUCUGGAGGAAAUUUUGGAGUCUGGGAGCAUCACAUUCAAGCAUCUUCUAUCUCUAUCUGUAGAGGUAGACUCUGGCUCUGGAGUUUUACCAACAAAUAUAGUACUAAGGUGCCCUAAUCUAUACAAGCUACGACUGCAUGGGCGCAUCACAGAGCUACCACAACACAUUUGCUGCUAUCCAAACCUCACCAAGAUGACAUUACAGGGAACUGGUCUCAGGGAAGAUCAGACAGAGUUACUAGCGAAACUGCCAAACUUGAGAAUUCUUUACCUUGGCUUCUACGCUUUCCAAUCGGAGACGAUUGUGUUCUCGGAAGGAGGCUUUCCUCAUCUGGAAUUUCUUUCGCUUGAUUGGUGGUGGCAGUUGAAGGAGUGGAGGGUGGAGAAAGGAUCGAUGCCUAGUCUUUGCAGAUUGCACAUUGAAGAUUGCUCCGCAUUGAGGGAACUUCCUGAUGGUCUUCAAUAUGUUUCCACCCUCAAGGAAAUAACCAUCAAUUUUAUGUACAGAGAAUUCUGUACUAGAGUUGGGGAAGGAGGAGAGGACUUCUACAAAAUCAAACAUGUGCCUUCCCUUAUAAUCACAAAUAUUACUUUUACUGAAGAGUCAGAAAUGCUGGAAUCAACAACGCUAAGGGAAAUGGAUGGGACAGCAGCAGCGCCAUCUUGCCAAAUCAGAACCAAGCAAGAAACUGAACUGGAGAUGGAAUCACUAGCCGUCUCUGAAGUAGUUGAUCCGGUCAGAGUUGCUGAGCAACCUACGAUGGAUAAUGCUCCUGGGGAAAUAGUUGAAAUUCAAGUUGCUUGUUGAUCCUCUUAUUACCACACAAUCUGGACUUUCAUAUUGACUAUGAGAAUGAAUGACGCUGUUGCAAGGGUAACCUCUGCAGGAGAAAUUGCACAACAAAAUUACGCCAUUGCAGCUAACCGAUCGAGCUAGCUACUGAAGUACUGAUGAUAGUGUUCAAUAUGUUUGUCAUCCCCAUAUGCUUCCACUACUACAUGUACUGUAAUAUAUAUGGAAUGAUAUAUUGAG
Messenger RNA from Fragaria vesca subsp. vesca, 3381 nucleotides. Its product is annotated as probable disease resistance RPP8-like protein 2-like. The transcript has 6 exons. Gene Ontology annotation, molecular function: ADP binding. Bases 157 to 3156 code for a protein of 999 amino acids. Gene Ontology annotation, biological process: defense response to other organism. The record is from RefSeq and is a predicted model, not a curated record. Lineage: Eukaryota; Viridiplantae; Streptophyta; Magnoliopsida; Rosales; Rosaceae.